Messenger RNA from Caenorhabditis remanei, 1311 nucleotides. RefSeq lists its product as uncharacterized. Gene Ontology annotation, molecular function: S-adenosylmethionine-dependent methyltransferase activity. Bases 1 to 1311 code for a protein of 436 amino acids. Lineage: Eukaryota; Metazoa; Nematoda; Chromadorea; Rhabditida; Rhabditidae. The transcript has 6 exons. The record is from RefSeq and is a predicted model, not a curated record.
AUGUCUCUUUCAAUUCCUCGUCAGGCUGUGUAUUAUGUGAAAAAAGUUUCAGAAGGAAGAAGUGUUUCGAAUGUACAAGUUGUAUCACCAUGUGAGAAACAAGGACAAACUUUUGUCACUGCUUUCGAGCCUCUCUCCUCCAAUGUAACAGUUCACAACUCACUCGAGCAACUUUCAACAAUUCGAAAUGCUGAUGUACUCAUCUUCAAUAAUGCUCUCUCGAAGAUUGUGAACAACGCUGAUCUCCUGACUGACUUCUUGAAGAACGCCACCAAUGCGUCUGCCAUCGGAGGAAUCGUUAUCAUUCGUGAAGACUUGAAGAACGUCGCUGACAAACGUCAAGUUGCUCGUCUCACCGACUACUUCGACGUCUUCCGAACCAAUGAUUCCGAUGGAAACAACACUGGACUCGAUCUCUACACCGUCGAUCAAAUCGAAAACUCCACUUAUGUCGAGCAGAACUUCCUCGAUUUCAUCUUCGUUUUCCGCAAGAAGGUGUUUGCUCCAUCGACCGAUGCGACCGUCACUUUCCGUGAUUUCCUUGACAAGACUCAAUAUACCAGUACUGGAAUUGAUGCUUACGAGUGGAUGUUCGGAGUGAACUUUAUCUCUCCAGGAGGAUACAAUGAGAAUUUGAAGAUUAUCAAGAGAUUCGGAGACUUGAAACCAGGACAAACCAUGUUGGAUAUCGGAGUUGGAAUCGGAGGUGGAGCCAGACAAGUUGCCGAUGAAUUCGGAGUUCAUGUUCAUGGAAUCGAUCUCUCUUCGAACAUGUUGGCUAUUGCUCUGGAACGACUUCAUGAGCAAAAGGACUCGAGAGUCAAGUAUUCGAUCACUGAUGCAUUAGUUUAUCAGUUUGAGGAGAACUCAUUCGACUACGUUUUCUCGAGAGAUUGCAUUCAACAUAUUCCAGAUACUGAGAAGUUGUUCUCAAGAAUCUAUAAAACUCUGAAACCAGGAGGCAAGGUACUUAUCACAAUGUACGGAAAGGGAUACGGAGAGCAAAGUGACAAGUUCAAGACCUAUGUUGCUCAAAGAGCCUACUUCCUCAAGAAUUUGAAAGAAAUCGGAGAAAUUGCUGAGAAGACUGGAUUCAUCAACAUUGAAACUGAGAAUAUGACUCCACGAUUCAAGGAAAUUCUUCUGGAAGAGCGUAGCCAUUUGGAGCAAAACGAGGAAGAGUUCUUGUCGAAAUUCCAAGCCCGCGAGAGAGAUUCUCUCAAGUCUGGAUGGACUGAUAAGCUCGGAUACAUUGAGAAAGACAACCACAACUGGAACUUCUUCUUGGCCCAGAAGCCAUUCCCUAAAUAA